CUCUCUCUCUCUCUCUCUCUCUCUCUCUCUUGGAGCCCUAAUUCCGUUUCUGGCCUUACCAGUACCUCAUCUCCGAGAUUCCCGGCUCUUCUUCUCUUCCCAAACCCUAAGCCUGGUCAAGGCGGAAGCUGGUCUUGGAUGAGGAUUUCCAGUGGGAAGCGGCCGAAUUCGUUCCCGGAUAUCAAAUGCGGAAGCCUGCUCUGUUCUUUGUUGUAUGGGGACGGAAUUCAAGUCUCAGAGUACAAAGCUGCAGCUGUUUCUUUCCAAAAAGGCCAAAUGGAAGCUGGAAUAAUUGAAUACUCAUACCAGCAUCCUUUUUCAUUUUGGCAGGAUCCAAGAGAACUUGAUAUGCUGGGACAGAGAACACAGAAAACUGCAAGGGCAUUCAAGGAAUGGGCUAAUCAACCAAGUAUAGCUUUCUUAUUGAAGCGAUCAUUCUUUUUCUCCAUCUACAUGGAGAGAAGGGGUACUGAAAUUAAAGGAACAUGACCUAUUAAUACACAAUUUUCCCAUCAAGUAGGGAGAGGAGAAUCUCGAGGUGACCCGUAUGAUCUCAUAAGUAGUUAUUUUCCCCUUCCAGGUAAUGAUAAGUUGAUAAUUUUUUAGGAGCUUGAAAUUUUAGUUGGAACACGACAUGGAUAUGUAAUUAUAGACAUUAGCUGUAACUGAUUAUUUAUAUAUUGCGAGAAAAUUUAUUUAUUUGUAUAUUUAAUGUCUUUAUGAUAUAUGCUGGAUGUUCUUUUUGUUGUUGAUGGCAGUUAUUUAUGGCAGCAAUGAAUCAUUUGUAGAAGUUGCGGAUGAAAGUUUUCCUCUUAGGGACAUAUGGCUUAAUGGGCAUCUCAUUUAGUGUAGUGUUUCACAAAAAUUCAUACUCUGCAGUUAUUUCUCCAAAAGCAGCUAACAACUUCACUGCUCCUCCAUGACAGGCCUGUAAGCUUCUCUUGGUUUAACCACAUACAUUGAGAACUGUUCUGGAUUAGAUAAAUAGCAUGCAAUAAUAUGAAGAUCUGGUCAAAAUGGGUGAUCCAGUGAUUCCGAAGUUGAGUCUGAUUUAAGCUCUAGAAAGUACGGUAAUUAGCACCAAGCACAGGCUGCUCUGCUGGUUCUGUGAUUGAAGACCGCAGCAUUUCUGAAUUCUGAAUAUCGAGAGCCUCUUAUUCAGUGGACCUGACUUGAAUGAAAAUGGCUGCAGGUUUACGUGACCCGGCAAACUCAAGGUGGACAGGUAUGAUAUCAGUUCACUUCCCCUGGAUUAUUUAUUCAUCAAUCAAAAGAGGAUUCUGGAAUAAGAUAUUUAUUUGGUUGGAGCAUGUUUAGUAACGUUGUUAUUUUUUGUGUUUUUAUUUCUAUGAAAAUCAGUAAAUUAUCACAUGAAAAUUGAUGUUGAAAAUAGCAUUUGCACAGAAUUUCUAUUAUCCCUUGCUUCUGUUUUCACUCUUUUUGAAAGCACUACAUCUUUGCUUCCAAAAAUUAAAGAUUUUGACGCAAAAAAUGAAAAACAAAGACGUUUAUAAUGUUGUUUGGUCUAGGCCAUAUCUCUUCUUGGAUUUUGAAAAUGAAAAUAGAAAACAACGGCAAUACCAGCUGGGCCCUUUGUUUCGUUUUCUUCAAAGUGAUGGUAAAAGUGGAAAAAAGGCCGAGUAUUCAGGGAUAGGAUAUUGGGUUCUCUUUCUGGUUCCAAAGGCGAUGCUCAAAGAAAGGUUGCUCUCUCUCUCUCUCUCUCUCUAAAAGUUUUAGGAGGUAUUCAAAGUUGCUGUUAUCGUAUCUGAAGAGCAAUCUAUGUUUCGGUUCAUUUACUUGCGCCUUUCCUGACUGUUUAGCAGCUUAGCCUGAUUGAGCUGCUUUGGUAAAUGUCAGUAGAAAGGUCAAGCGUAGGACAUCCUGAUAGGCCAGGCUAUUAUAGGCAAAGAACCUUAUCCUAGAUAUAUCGGAACGAUUUAUGGAUCUGCAAUUUCUUCUCAUGCCUUUUUUUUUUGUUUCUUGAAUUCCUGUCUGAAGUCGAACCGGAAUUUAAAAUAUUUUGGAAUAGCCUUUCCGCUCCUUGCUCUAGCAAUUAGUAGUCAAGUAAAAAGGAGCCCGCCAUAAUUUAUCAUAAGCCUUUCCAAGGGAAGGCCUAGAUUUCAUGUUCUAUAAAUAGCAGUCUGCUGGUCUUGAUUGCAUCAAUCCUGUAUAACAUCGUGUUUAGCUUAUCUUCUAUUAAAUAUUCCUAAGCACAGAGAUGGUGUAAAUUAAGCUUUCGUUUAUUGCGUGCCAGACCUGUGUUACCAAGCCUUUUCUGAUGUAAAAGAGGCAAAAAAAAAAAAACAAAAAACAAAAAAACAAUCGCAGGAGAUGUUGAUUUUCCAUCCACUCUCUCUCUCUCUCAAAAAUUUACACUUGCCUGCUAAUAUUUCAACUAAUUAGCUAAAUCUGCAGAAAAAAUGAUAUGUGAUCUGGGUUGCAGAAGUUGAAUUAGAUUCUGACUCCAUGUCACAGGGUUCGCUUCCCAUCAGUAAAAUGGCUACGCUUUGAUGGAACAGGGGACAUCAAUUCUAAUAAUAUACCCGCCAUGGAGGUUCAUCUGUAUUGUUUAGACAUCAAUUUGUAAUAAGAUGGACAGUAUUGAGCAACCAUAUCUAUCCGCUAUUGAUGCCCAAGAAUCACAGUAAA
Molecule: messenger RNA, 2649 nt
Organism: Elaeis guineensis (African oil palm)
Lineage: Eukaryota; Viridiplantae; Streptophyta; Magnoliopsida; Arecales; Arecaceae
Source: RefSeq, a predicted model, not a curated record